CAAGAGCCGUCCAUCAUUCCCAAUCUCCGAGCUAAUACAAGCUAAAGCAUGCAUAUAUUGAAGCUUGAUCUCAAGGCCUUCCCGGGUAGAUCGGAUGACCCGGAGAUCUGGUUUCUUUGAUGGCUCGUAUAUUCCGGCUGCGGGGAAACCUCGUCUGCGCGAAUACUACUGGUGCUGCUAAGUAUGGGAAGGUUGAUACGGAGCAGAUCUUGACGAUGGGGCAUAGCUGUGGUGGUUUGGAAGCGAUGUCUGUUGCGUAUCAUAAUCCGAACGUUAAGCAUAUCGUCAUGUUCGACAUUUCGGUAAUAAGAGGUUUUUGCUGCAGCAGAUCAAUGUGCCUGUUGCUUGGUUUGUUGGUAUGCCGAAGGAUAUGGGGUAUACGAAUUCUGAGCAGGAUUAUGCUUGCUAAAUCCUGGACUUCUUGCUUUCAAAGCUGAUCUCGAUACCGGACAUCAGGACACAUAUUCUGCCACGAAUGGAGGGAAGUUCGAUAAAUCUGUGACGGCAUGCUUGGAAUGGAUCUUGAGGGGAGAUACGCAGUCAAAGCCAGUCUGCAAGGAUUCA
Mollisia scopiformis is the source of this 564-nucleotide messenger RNA. RefSeq lists its product as uncharacterized. The coding region runs from base 120 to 437 and encodes 105 amino acids. The record is from RefSeq and is a predicted model, not a curated record. Lineage: Eukaryota; Fungi; Ascomycota; Leotiomycetes; Helotiales; Mollisiaceae. The transcript is spliced from 2 exons.